UUGAUUUUGAUAAGCUGGGAUUAACAGACGAGUCAAACCCGUUGGGUGAUUUACCACCCAUAUUGACCAGACAGUUCAGUCGGUCAACAGGACAUUUGCUAGGAGAUUUUGUGGCUCGGUACCUUCACUACAAAAGUAAGCGUGACUUAGCUGCUCAGAAUAAACCGUUGGUCAAGAAAUCUCCGUACUUUCAAAUAAAAGAAGAGGCCCAGGAGGCAGAAAACUUGGAGCUGCCCCGACUUCCAGAACGUUUUAAGCACGUGUUUCACGGCGGGGAGAGAGUUUUACUCUAUGGAGCGUUAGAAGAUUUAUUGGGCACAUUCGGUAUUAAUGGCAAGGCAUGCUUACUACGUACCAUAUGUGAAGUGCACUCCCAGAGAAUUGAACAUUAUGGAGUGUUCGGUGAAAUAGCGAAACUUUUUUUAACCGCUACUAGCUCACCCUUCGCUGAUCUUAUACCUGAAUAUGUGCGUGCUCAAGAGAUAGGAGAAGGACACAAAGCGCCUGGUGAAUGUUUUCCAUAUUAUAAGGAGUGCUCAAAGAGUAUUUUUAGAACCGCACACAAGAACAUAUAUAG
This is a messenger RNA of Rhagoletis pomonella (apple maggot), 577 nucleotides long. RefSeq lists its product as uncharacterized. Lineage: Eukaryota; Metazoa; Arthropoda; Insecta; Diptera; Tephritidae. The record is from RefSeq and is a predicted model, not a curated record.